UUAAAUUUGAAAUCUUGUCCUCAAAUCGUAUGGAACGAUAACAUAUCGAUUAAUGUCAUCUAAGCAAAGCGGUAGACUUGUUUAUUUGUGAAGCCAAAUAUGGACCUGCAGGGAUUUAUGCAGCAGAUGUACAGUGGUGCACCGGCCAUGCCCAUGAUGAUGCCGCACCCGCUCCCGCUCCCGAAUGGCUACGGAUACGGGAUGGCCCCUGGACAACAGCAGCCCUUUUGUCCGUUUCCCCCCAACGGAAGCUACGGAAGCAACUACGACCGGAUUGUGGACAAACUGGAGGACGAAGACGAGGAGGAGAACGAGCAGCAGCGGACGCUCUUCUGUGGAAAUCUCGACGAGCGCGUCACUGAGGAGAUCCUUUACGAGGUCUUCCUGCAGGCCGGUCCCAUCGAGGGUGUGCACAUACCCACGGACAACACGGGGCGGCAGAGGAACUAUGGCUUCGUUACCUACCAGCACCUGUGCGCUGUGCCCUUUGCCCUCGACCUCUACCGUGGCUUGGAGUUAUUCAACAAGAAAUUGACCAUCAAACAGCGGGGCGUCGACAAGGCCAAGCAGUCGCCAUUGCCAUCGCCAUCGCCAUCGCUAUCCUUCAACCAAAGUCGCCUGCGCAACCCGUUCAUGGUGGAGUUGCCAUCCCAAGCGCCGCCUACGGCCCUGCCCCCGCACCACUAUCAUCGCCACAGUUUGCAUGGCGCCAAGCCCUACGACCGCAAUCCGUUUGGCAACAACGGGGACCAGCGGCGCCGCAGCGACAGCUCCGCAAUGGAACGCAGCCGGCCGAGGAUGCAGCCGCAGCAGCACCACCAGCACAUGCAGGGCGGGAGCAGGAGGUCGGACCAACGGCACAACAACAAGCGCCGAUUACUUUAGAAUCUAAGUAGCCUUUAAUUACAUCCAUAAGUUAGUAUACAGUCAAGAUCACCAAGGAGUCCUCAUGAUCUUGUUUAUCCAAUCACCUUAAGUGUUAAGGAUUCCGCCCAACUCCUAGUGUCUGUAAGCUGGCUAUCGACACAUGAGACUAAGAGCAAGAAGGUACACAAAUUUCACUGUUUCAUAAUAUUUUCACUCCCAUCUUAAUAGAUGGGAGUCAAUCUUGGCUCGUGCUCCCAUCUUCGUGAUUCAACUGAAACCAACUUGCAAGAAACGCAAUCCGUACGGAAACAUACAAAACAACAUGGAAUAACAUGAGAAACAACAAUGUAUUUAGUAGUCCUUAAGGUUAAAAAUACAUAAGCCAGGUUGCUUACAAAAAAUACAAAUAUAUUGAAAGCAAA
Molecule: messenger RNA, 1289 nt
Organism: Drosophila elegans
Lineage: Eukaryota; Metazoa; Arthropoda; Insecta; Diptera; Drosophilidae
Product: RNA-binding protein 7-like
Exons: 1
Coding region: 100-885 (261 amino acids)
Biological process (GO): regulation of alternative mRNA splicing, via spliceosome
Cellular component (GO): nucleus
Molecular function (GO): single-stranded RNA binding
Source: RefSeq, a predicted model, not a curated record